Molecule: messenger RNA, 417 nt
Organism: Pseudogymnoascus destructans
Lineage: Eukaryota; Fungi; Ascomycota; Leotiomycetes; Thelebolales; Thelebolaceae
Exons: 3
Coding region: 1-417 (138 amino acids)
Biological process (GO): DNA repair
Molecular function (GO): catalytic activity
Source: RefSeq, a predicted model, not a curated record
AUGCCCCGCACCCCCGAAGCCGAAUCCUUCUUCCACGCCGUCUACGCCGCCAUCCAAGAGAUCCCCCCCGGCCGCGUAACAAGCUACGCCCACAUCGCAAAACUAAUCGGGACUCCCCAACGACCUCGCCAAGUAGGCGUAUGCCUCAAACUCCUCCCCGAUGAUCCGGCGCAGCGGUUUAAUAACCAGACUGUACCGUGGCAGCGCGUUAUAAGUGCUAAGGGCAUGAUUUCUCCACGCGGUCAUCCGUCAGGUGCAGCGAAUCAGGCGACGGUGUUGAGAGGGGAGGGGGUAACUGUUAGCACAGGCGCGUUGGGGGAGUACUUGGUUGAUUUUGGGGAGUUUGGGUGGUUCCCGAGGCAGUUGCCUUCGGAUGUGGAGGCGGGGGUGGAGUUGAGUAGUGAGGAGGAGGAUUGA